AGACGGACGCUAAUGAAAAUACGGAACCCUUUAAUCGUAGACAUAAAAAGUUAUAACUAUUUUAUGCAUAAAUCCGAUAGUUACCCCGGGAAAAGGUUACGCCCCACCACCGCAGCUGCAAAUUAGCUGUCACCAGCUGAAUAUUGAAUACUUUCUCUCUUUCAAAAGCUCAAACUCACUCACUCUCUCCCCACUUUAUCACUCACCGCCACCGCCACCGCCACCGCCACCGCAACAAUUCCGCCGCCAUGCUCAUACACUUACUCUUCCUCACUUCACUAAUCGCCGCCGCCCACUCCCACUCCCACAAUGCGACGAAACAGCCCCUCAACUUAAAGCCAAUGAGCUCCUCCUUCAACCCCAAGAUUCCCCCCCGCGGAAUCUCCGCCUCGAAAAGAUUCGAGGGGUCCUCCAACCUGGUGAAUCUCCGGUACCACAUGGGCCCCGUCCUCUCCUCUCCGAUCAAGCUCUACCUCAUCUGGUACGGCCGCUGGCCCCCCUCCCACCGCCUCCUCAUCAAAGACUUCCUCCUCUCCAUCUCCCACCCCUCCUCCCCCUCCCCCUCCGUCUCCCAGUGGUGGCGCACCCUCUCCCUCUACUCCGACCAAACCGCCGCCAACAUCUCCUCCCGCCUCCUCAUCUCCGGCGAAUUCUCCGACCACCGCUACUCCCACGGCAAAUCCCUCACCCGCCUCUCCAUCCAAUCCGUCAUUGCUGCCGCCGCCACCACCGCCGCCGUCGACCACCGGAGCGGCGCCUUCCUCGUCCUCACCGCAUCCGACGUGGCGAUGCAGGACUUCUGCCGCGCGGUCUGCGGGUUCCACUACUUCACGUUCCCGUCCGAGGUCGGGUACACGCUCCCGUACGCGUGGGUCGGGAACUCCGGGGCCCAGUGCCCCGAGGUCUGCGCGUACCCCUUCGCCGUCCCCGGGUACAUGGCCGGAGGGGGGCCAGGGGCGCUCCGGCCCCCCAAUGGUGACCCAGGGCUGGACGGGAUGAUCAGCGUGAUCGCGCACGAGCUGGCCGAGCUGGCAUCGAACCCGCUCGUGAACGCGUGGUACGCGGGGGAGGACCCCACGGCGCCCACGGAGAUCGGGGACCUCUGCGAGGGGCUGUACGGGAGCGGGGGCGGCGGAGGGUAUAUGGGGGAGGUGAUGAGGGAUUCCGGCGGCCGGACCUUCAAUUUGAACGGCCGGAAUGGGAGGAAGUUUUUGGUGCAGUGGGUUUGGAGCCCAGUUCUCAAAGCUUGUGUGGGCCCCAAUGCUGUUAAUUAACUCCUUUUUUUCAAACUAUAGUUUUUGUCGAUUUUUGUUGUAUAAUCAAACACAACUUUUGGUUGUUAAUUAGUCAAUUACUCGACUUAUGCUA
Salvia splendens (bonfire salvia) is the source of this 1368-nucleotide messenger RNA. Its product is annotated as protein EXORDIUM-like 5. The coding region runs from base 249 to 1274 and encodes 341 amino acids. The record is from RefSeq and is a predicted model, not a curated record. NCBI's taxonomy places the organism in Eukaryota, Viridiplantae, Streptophyta, Magnoliopsida, Lamiales, Lamiaceae. The transcript has a single exon.